AUGGGUAAAAGCGUGGUAAAGAAGGACAAGAAACAAGCCUCUAAAGUUAAAUCUUCUGGCUCCAAAGAGGCUGCGAAAAAGUCUGUUUCUAAGAAGGAAACGAAAGAAGUGAGUUCUUCUAGCUCGUCAGAGUCUUCUUCCGACAGUGAGUCGUCAUCGUCAGAGUCGUCAUCUUCGUCAUCUUCGGAUUCCGAAUCUUCCUCGUCGGACUCUGAGUCUAGCUCGUCAGACUCCUCCGAUAGCGAGGAUGAAGAAGAGCAAAAAUCUAAAAAAGUGAAGGAAGCCAAGAAGGCUAAGGAAUCCUCCAGCGAGUCCGAUUCUUCGAGCGAUUCUGACUCUUCUAGUGAGAGUGAGAGUGAGGGCGAGGAAGAGAAGCCAAAGAGCAGCAAGGCCCAAACGGAAGCUGAGUCCUCGUCUAGCGACUCCUCAUCCGACGACAGUGACAGUGACAGCGAGAGCGACAGCGAAGAACAAAAAACCGAGACUCAAGAGAAAAAGGCUGCUUCGUCUUCCAGCUCCUCAAGCUCGUCGUCUGCGAGCAGCAGCGACUCGGAAUCCUCGAGCGGUUCUGACUCCAGCAGCUCCUCUGGCUCCGAAUCCUCCAGCGAGGACGAAGAAGAGGAAGAAAAGCCUAAGAAGCGUAAGAACGAGGACGUCGAAGAACCUGUCAAAACCAAAAAGGCUAAAGUGGAGACUACUGGCGAACCUGCUACCAUUUUCGUGGGCAGAUUGUCCUGGAGUAUUGACGACGAGUGGCUAAAGACCGAAUUCGACCACAUUGGUGGCGUCGUUUCCGCCAGGGUCAUCUACGAACGUGGCACCGACAGAUCCCGUGGUUACGGUUACGUUGACUUUGAGGACAAGGCUUAUGCCGAGAAGGCCGUCAAAGAGAUGCACGGUAAAGAAAUUGAUGGGAGACCUAUUAACUGUGAUAUGUCCACCAGCAAACCUGCUGGCAACCCAAGAAACGACCGUGCUAAGAAAUAUGGAGACGUUCAAUCUGAAGCCUCCGACACGUUAUUUUUGGGCAACUUGUCGUUCAACGCCGACAGAGACAACAUUUUCGAAACCUUUGGUGAACACGGUGAGGUCAUCUCUGUGCGUUUGCCAACGCACCCAGAGACCAACCAGCCAAAGGGGUUCGGUUACGUCCAAUACUCUUCUGUAGACGACGCAAAGAAGGCCCUUGAGGCUUUGCAAGGACACUACAUCGACAACAGACCUGUCAGACUCGACUUCUCCACACCCAAGCAAAACAACAACGGUGGUGGCAAUGGAGGCAACCGCGGUGGAAGCCGUGGUGGAAGAGGUGGCUUCGGCGGUGGCAGAGGUGGCUUUGGCGGUGACAGAGACUCUUACAAAAACACCGGUUCUGGCGCUAACAACGCUCCACUGGGAAAACCAAGACAAUCUGCUUCUUUCCAGGGCCAAAAAAAGAAGUUCGAUUAA
Lachancea mirantina is the source of this 1449-nucleotide messenger RNA. NCBI's taxonomy places the organism in Eukaryota, Fungi, Ascomycota, Saccharomycetes, Saccharomycetales, Saccharomycetaceae. The record is from the annotation of a GenBank genome assembly.